AUGCCUUCCACUUGCGAGUCGUAUGAUUAUAUUAUUUGCGGAGGAGGCACCUCCGGCUGCGUCAUCGCACGUCGUCUAGCAGAUAACCUAGACCUGACGAUCCUAGUCAUCGAAGCAGGCCCAGACAGCAAUGAUCUCGAGAACGUCCAUAUGACAGGCGGCUGGAACAAGAACUUCGGCAAAUCCACCGACUGGAACAUCGUCACUCCUCCCAUGCCCGGCGUGAACAACCGCCGCGUCAAUCUCAGUCGAGGCAGGCUUCUCGGUGGCAGCAGCGGCGUUAACGGCACGCUGUGCAUCCGAGGAAGUAAACAAGACUACGACAAUUGGGAUCUGGACGGAUGGAGUGGCGAGGAAGUGUUCCAGUACAUGAACAGGGCGGAAACAUUCCAUCCAAAACCAUGGUACAACGCCGACGCGAGCGACCACGGCUUCUCGGGUCCCCUGGACAUCAAACCGCACGACCUAGCACCCAUCUCGCAGCGGAUGCUGGACUCCUUCGUCUCGUCCGGCCUACCAUUCCACAACGACCUAGGCACCGUCUGCGGCGUUCCGAACGGAUGUGGCCACGCUCCGCGCACCGUCUACAAGGGCGUCCGGUCCACGGCGGCGGACUUUCUCACAGACCACCAUCGCCGUGAGAACAUCACCAUCAAAACUGAUAUGACUGUCGACCGGGUGAUUCUUGAACAAUCUAAAGAACAAUGGCGAGACGUCGUCGACGGAGCCACGAAACCACUCCUCCGCGCAACGGGGGUGACUGUCGUGACUGCUUCCGGCUUGACGGAGACCUACCUCGCUCGCAGGGAGGUCAUUGUCAGUAGCGGUGCGUACUGCAGUCCGCCCAUCUUGAUGCGUUCGGGGCUCGGCCGGCGUGAAGAAAAGGAGAAGCACGGCAUCGAAUGCUUGAAGGAGCUUGACGGUGUAGGCAGGAACCUAAUGGAUCAUGUGAUCGUCUUUAUCUUCUAUGAAACAACCCAACACGGCCUAACCACAGAUCACAAACUCUAUCACAAGGGAAACAUGGCCAAUUCCCUCGCCCUAUGGAAGGAUCAGCAGCAGGGUAUCUUCUCGACAUUUCCCUUUGGCUCUAUAGCUUUCUCUCGCCUUGAUGACAGGCUGAACGAAGAACCCAUCUGGAAAGAAGCACAGCAACAGAAACAAAAGGAUGAAUCAGAAACACACACAAGACACAGAAGAGACCCCUUUGGCUUGACCCCCGACCAGCCGCACAUCGAGUUCUUCAUGACCGAAUGUUACGGUGGCCCGUUACAGUUCACUGACUUCCCACACGAUCACCAACAUGCAUUUUCGAUCAUCGCGAACCUCCUAGCUCCCAAGUCUAGGGGUUACGUCUCUCUCGCCUCGAGAGAUCCCCUGCAGGUCCCCAUAGUGAACUGCAAGUUCCUAGAUGACGAGCUGGAUGUCCUUGUCUUGAGCGAAGCGUGUAGGUUCGCAAACGAUAUCGUCGUCAGGGGUGCCGGGACGAAGGAUAUCAUCCGCUAUCAUUCUUCCGGAACUUGUGUCAUGUGUAAAGACAAUGACCCCCAGGCCGUCGUCGACAAUAAACUGCGUGUACGGGGAGUCUCGGGUCUUCGCGUUGCCGACUGCAGCAUCAUGCCCGGUCUGAUCGGAGGCCAUACUCAAAUGCCGGCGUAUGCUAUUGGUGAGAAGUGCGCCGAUCUGAUAAAAGAGACCUGGACCGCAGAAGUGAAGUCAUGAUGAAGUGAUGAUAUCGGCGGCGAUCUUCUCCGCGAGCAUGUCUACAAAGUCGCACAUGAGAAAGAACAGUACCUGUAGUUUAUGAUCCCUAGAAUGGAAAAACUUACAGACCACAGAUUGUGGAUGCCCAGG
Messenger RNA from Penicilliopsis zonata CBS 506.65, 1854 nucleotides. RefSeq lists its product as hypothetical. Gene Ontology annotation, molecular function: flavin adenine dinucleotide binding; oxidoreductase activity, acting on CH-OH group of donors. Lineage: Eukaryota; Fungi; Ascomycota; Eurotiomycetes; Eurotiales; Aspergillaceae. The transcript has 6 exons. The record is from RefSeq and is a predicted model, not a curated record. Bases 1 to 1722 code for a protein of 573 amino acids.